Molecule: messenger RNA, 296 nt
Organism: Staurois parvus
Lineage: Eukaryota; Metazoa; Chordata; Amphibia; Anura; Ranidae
Source: the annotation of a GenBank genome assembly
GUUCAUAGCAUCCUCCUCAUCGAUGGCUCCAGAUACCGAGCUGGUUUACUGGGACCAACAGGGGCGGACUGACCAUUUGGAAACUCGGGCACUGCCCGAGGGCCCCGGGGUCAGUAGGGGGCCCCAUGAGAUGCCCCUGGUACCUUUUUCAUAGGCUUUUUUGAGUUUGGGCAAGGACACAGGGGCCCCAUGAUCCCCUAUUGAGGGCCGGGGGUCAGUAGGGGGCCCCAUGAGAUGCCCCUGGUACCUUUUUCAUAGGCUUUUUUUGAGUUUGGGCAAGGACACAGGGGCCCCAU